This is a messenger RNA of Carlito syrichta (Philippine tarsier), 2080 nucleotides long. RefSeq names its product UDP-glucuronosyltransferase 1-1. Gene Ontology annotation, molecular function: UDP-glycosyltransferase activity. Bases 35 to 1636 code for a protein of 533 amino acids. The transcript has 5 exons. The record is from RefSeq and is a predicted model, not a curated record. NCBI's taxonomy places the organism in Eukaryota, Metazoa, Chordata, Mammalia, Primates, Tarsiidae.
GAGAGGGCGAACCUCUGGCAGGAGCGAAGGUGCCAUGGCCGCGGGGUUCCGGGGCUGGCUCCCGCCUGUUUUAUACCUGCUGCUAUGCGCUGUCGGUCCCGGUAUAUCCCACGCCAGGAAGGUGCUGUUGGUCCCAAUGGAUGGCAGCCACUGGCUGAGCAUGCGUGGGACCAUCCAGCAGCUGCAGCAGAGAGGACAUGAAAUAGUGGUCCUAGCGCCUGAUGCCUCGGUGUACAUCAAAGAAGGAGCAUUUUACACCUUGAAGAGCUACCCUGUGCCAUUCCAAAAGGAGGAUGUGGAAGCGUCUUUUGUUGGUCUUGGGCAUAAUGCUUUUGAGGACAUUCCUUUCCUGCAGCGUUUGAUUAAAACAUACAAGAAAAUCAAAAAGGACUCAGCUCUGCUUUUGUCUGGCUGCUCCCACUUACUACACAACAAGGAGCUCAUGGCCUCCCUGAUGGAAAGCAGAUUCGAUCUGAUGCUGACAGACCCGUUCCUUCCUUGCGGCCCCAUCCUGGCCCAGUACUUGUCUCUGCCUAUUGUAUUUUUCUUGAAUUCACUGCCCUGCAGCUUGGACUUUGAGGCUACCCAGUGCCCCAACCCAUUGUCCUAUGUGCCCAGGCCUUUGUCUGUCAACUCAGAUCACAUGACCUUCCUGCAACGGGUGAAGAACACUCUCAUUGCCUUGACGGGUUGCUUUAUGUGCAAUGUGGUUUAUUCCCCUUAUGAAUUACUUGCCUCAGAAGUCCUUCAGAGACAUGUGACGAUCCAGGACCUUUUAAGCUCUGCAUCUGUCUGGCUGUUGAGGACUGACUUUGUGAAGGAUUACCCCAGGCCCAUCAUGCCUAAUAUGGUUUUUGUUGGUGGGAUCAACUGCCUUGACAAUAACCCACUAUCCCAGGAAUUUGAAUCCUACAUCAAUGCUUCUGGAGAACAUGGAAUUGUGGUUUUCUCUUUGGGAUCAAUGGUCUCAGAGAUUCCAGAGAAGAAAGCUAUGGAAAUUGCUGAUGCUUUGGGAAAAAUACCUCAGACAGUUUUGUGGCGGUACACUGGAAGCCGACCAUCGAAUCUUGCAAAGAAUACAAUACUUGUCAAAUGGCUGCCCCAAAAUGAUCUGCUUGGUCACCCAAAGACUCGUGCCUUUAUCACCCAUUCUGGCUCCCAUGGUAUUUAUGAAGGAAUAUGCAAUGGCGUUCCAAUGGUGAUGAUGCCUUUGUUCGGUGAUCAGAUGGACAAUGCAAAGCGCAUGGAGACUAAGGGAGCUGGAGUGACCCUGAAUGUUCUUGAAAUGACUUCUGCAGACUUAGAAAAUGCCCUAAAGAUAGUUAUCAAUGACAAAAGCUACAAGGAAAACAUCAUGCGCCUCUCCAGCCUUCACAAGGACCGCCCCGUGGAGCCGCUGGACUUGGCCGUGUUCUGGGUGGAGUUUGUGAUGAGACACAAGGGGGCGCCACACCUGCGCGCCGCGGCCCACGACCUCACCUGGUACCAGUACCACUCCCUGGACGUGAUCGGCUUCCUCCUGGCCAUCGUGCUGACGGUGGCCUUCGUCGCCUUUAAGUGUUGUGCUUUUGGCUGCCGGAAAUGCUUCGGGAAGAAAGGGCGAGCUAAGAAAGCCCACAAGUCCAAGACACACUGAGAAGUGGGUGGGAAAUAAGGUGAAAUUUUGAUCAAUUCCAAACUUGAAAACAGAAUCAGUGUUAAAUUCAUUUAUUCUUAUUAAGGAAACAUUUUGCAUAAGCUAGUCAUCCCUAGAGUGGUUUGAAAUAUUUUUUUUUAACAAAAAUAAUCGAAUCACUAGUCAAUAAAGAUAUUUGAAUAUGAAUUCUGUCCCCUCCAGUACCUUUAAUCUGGAUUACACUUGUCGUCUUUCAGAUGACUUGCAUAGAGGGCUGGCAUGCUGCAUCACCCUUCUUAUUCAGGAAUGUGGCCUGUUUGGUGGCGCAGAAUUCAGAGGUGUUGCCACGCAUGGCUGCCCCCACUUCUGAUGGCGGUUUUGACCUCAUCAUCUGGCUUCUAUAGAUUGUUGUGAUUGAUCCCCUCACCCAUAAUAAUCUGUCCUCACUUAAAUUCGUGCUUCAUA